Dioscorea cayenensis subsp. rotundata (Guinea yam) is the source of this 1810-nucleotide messenger RNA. Its product is annotated as glucan endo-1,3-beta-glucosidase 9. Gene Ontology annotation, biological process: carbohydrate metabolic process. The record is from RefSeq and is a predicted model, not a curated record. Gene Ontology annotation, cellular component: plasma membrane. Gene Ontology annotation, molecular function: hydrolase activity, hydrolyzing O-glycosyl compounds. The coding region runs from base 72 to 1544 and encodes 490 amino acids. The transcript has 2 exons. Lineage: Eukaryota; Viridiplantae; Streptophyta; Magnoliopsida; Dioscoreales; Dioscoreaceae.
UCUCCGAGGCGAGGGCUUAUUCGCGAAUAGCACUCCGUUCACUCCCACUAUCCCUCGUUGGCUCCGUGACAAUGCGCUUCGAUCACCGGCCGGUGAUCGCCGUUCUCCUCGUCCUCGCACUCCAUCAGCCAUGCCUACACUUCGUCUCCGCUGUGGGGGUGAACUGGGGGACCUUUUCUUCACACCCUUUGCCGCCGUCGAAGGUCGUGCAGAGCCUUCUCCGAACCAACAACAUUGGCAGAGUGAAGCUCUCCGACGCUAACUCCGACGUCUUGGAGAGCCUCUCCGGGACGGGGAUUGGCGUCGUGGUCGGAAUCCCUAACGAGAUGCUCAAGUCCCUUAGCUCCUCGAAGAAGGCCGCCCAGAGCUGGGUUCAUGACAACAUCACCCGCUACAUCCCAGCCACUGGCGGCGGGGUUCGAAUCGAAUAUAUUGCUGUUGGUGAUGAGCCUUUCCUCCUCAGCUACGGUCAACAAUUCCAGUCCUUUGUGGUUGGUGCAGCGACCAAUGUUCACCUAGCAUUAACAGCUGCAAAGUUAUCUAGCAAGAUGAAAAUUAUUGUUCCUUGCAGUUCCGAUGUGUACCAGUCUGAUUCUAACUUCCCGUCGGAGGGACACUUCAGGCCUGAUCUCAACAAGACAAUGACUGAUCUCCUUUCUUUUCUCGACAAGAAUGGUUCACCCUUUGUAGUUGACAUCAAUCCUUUCUUGAGCCUUCAGAAGAACAAGAACCUCUCUAUGGACUUUGUUCUCUUCCAGACGAAAGCACAUGCAGUAAAAGAUGGACAUCUCAAGUACAAAAACAGCUUCGAUGCAAACAUGGAUACAUUGAUUUCAUCUUUGUCUAAGGCUGGGUUCGGCGAUAUGGAUGUCAUAGUUGGAAGAAUUGGGUGGCCUACUGAUGGCGCACUGAAUGCGACCCCAUCAGUUGCCCAGACCUUCAUGAAGGGCCUUAUCGAUCAUUUGCAAAGCAAUGCUGGAACCCCACUCAGACCCAAAAAGCCUCCUGCAGAAACCUAUCUCUUCAGUUUACUGGAUGAGGAUCAAAGGAGCAUAACCUCCGGAAAUUUUGAGAGGCACUGGGGUAUCUUCACUUUCGAUGGUCAAGCAAAGUAUAAUGUAGACCUGGGGCAAGGUUCAAAGAACUUAGUGAAUGCUCGGAAUGUGGACUAUCUUGCUUCUAAAUGGUGUGUGGUUAACAACAACAAAGACUUGUCUAAUGUCUCUGCAAGUUUUUCCAAUGCUUGUUCCCAUGGGGACUGCACUGCUCUCUCUCCCGGUGGAUCUUGUUUCGGCAUCAGCUGGCCAGGGAAUGUCUCCUAUGCAUUCAACAACUACUAUCAGCAGCAUGAUCAAAGUGGAGAUAGCUGUGAUUUUGGUGGCCUGGGGUUAAUUACCACUGUCGACCCAUCUGUCGGUGAAUGCAGGUUCCAAGUUGCUAUUAGAUCGUCGUUUUCUUCUCUUCAGAGGGUUCUGGUAAUAUGGUGGAGUGUGGCUUUGAGUGCUUGUGUUUCAAUCUAUUUGCUUGGUUUCAGCUGGUGUUGAUUUUAGUGAGAAAAUUUUGCAGCAGAUUGUAGGAUUUUGUAUGAACUUAUUUCAGGGUAUGAUUAGAUUUGCAAAUGUAGUCUGCCGAGGUUCCAUGUAUCUUUCUUUACUGGAUUUCUCUUGAAGAAGCUCUUUGUGAUUAGAUGAGUUUCUCCAGAUCAUUGGAAUGUCUUUUACCAAGAGUUUAUAUUGCCUGGUUCUAGAACCAGGGUAUUUCAUGUUUGUGAUCUAAACAAUCUGACAUGCGUCAUUAUUAUUAUUUUUUU